AUGGAAGCAAGAAAACAAAAAUCCAAGAAAAACGUUGAAGAUGAGGAGCACGAGCGGCUCAUCGACGAGUUUAUAUCAAAACUCAAAAAGAGCUAUAAGAAAGCCGCAAAGGCUGAGGAGGUUGAAGCAUCGAGAAAAGUCUCGUACAAAACGCAACUCGAGCGCUUCAAGAACUACGCUAACAAUCUGGAAAUUGAGGAUUUACGAGAUGGUAUGAUCGCUCAGAUGAUUGAGUUCAUGGAGUCGAUGGUCAAAGAAAUGAGUGAGUUAAAGAAGCAGCUCAAACAGAAGAGCACUCAAGAAACUGAAGUGCAAACGGCACAGCCAAUGGUCAUUGAGAAGUGCGAAAGCAUCGACCUGGCGAAAGUGCUAAAAGGACUAACCCAUGACGAAGUACUCAAGGAUGUCGGUGACCAGGUUGCCAAGGUACGAAUAACACAGAACGGUGACAUGCUGCUAGUACUGAAUCGAGGCAAGGAAGCGGUGGAGGUAGAAGCAGGCAUCAAAAAUGCCUUGAAGGACAAGGCGAACGUCCGAACACUUGCACCCUCGGUGUUGAUCGAAAUCGCCCACCUGGAUGAAAUCACCGUUGCUGAGGAGAUCGCUGAAGCCCUCAAGCAACAACUGGCGAUAGACAUUGAUCAUAAGGAAAUCAAAGUCCGAGAGGAAAGGACAAAAGGCACCCAAAAGGCUACGUUUAGAGUGCCUCUGUCGGCGAAAGAGCGUGUCCUUAAUCCAGGCAAGCUUAAAGUUGGCUGGAGUGUAUGCAGCCUGAGAGAGGCAACAGUCCAGGUUAAAUGUUUCAAAUGCUGGAAACUGGGUCACAAGGGCUUCGAGUGCACGGGCCAAGAUCGAAGCAAGCUCUGCAUUAAAUGUGGACAAGAGGGACACAAGAUCCGAGAGUGUCCAAACGUUAUGACGUGUCUUGAUUGCCGUGGGGAUAUGGUUGAGUCCCACAUCACAGGCAGCUUCAGAUGUCCCAACCGGAUAGCCAGACGACAACAACAUGGUUAA
This is a messenger RNA of Anopheles arabiensis, 1014 nucleotides long. RefSeq lists its product as uncharacterized. The transcript is spliced from 2 exons. Gene Ontology annotation, molecular function: zinc ion binding; nucleic acid binding. NCBI's taxonomy places the organism in Eukaryota, Metazoa, Arthropoda, Insecta, Diptera, Culicidae. The record is from RefSeq and is a predicted model, not a curated record. Bases 1 to 1014 code for a protein of 337 amino acids.